Mirounga angustirostris (Northern elephant seal) is the source of this 6180-nucleotide messenger RNA. RefSeq names its product coiled-coil domain containing 187 (gene CCDC187). Gene Ontology annotation, molecular function: microtubule binding. NCBI's taxonomy places the organism in Eukaryota, Metazoa, Chordata, Mammalia, Carnivora, Phocidae. The transcript has 24 exons. The coding region runs from base 1 to 6180 and encodes 2059 amino acids. The record is from RefSeq and is a predicted model, not a curated record. Gene Ontology annotation, biological process: microtubule anchoring. Gene Ontology annotation, cellular component: centrosome.
AUGCACCUGCAGUUGAAAACCUCGCAUAAGGACGGGCCCUGGGCAGACCCGCCACCUGAGGGGCUAGAGCCAACCCAGCUAGUGUUUGUGCGGCUGCACGUGUCUGUGCCUGCCCACUGGGCCAGGCGGGGACCUGUGAGGGACAGCCUCCUUCCCCGGGAGGGCAUCCGGGUCAGCGUGACGACGGAGGACUUGGGGGCCAGCGUGCCCCGCUGCGUGCCUUCUCCGGAGCCUCAGUCUCCCCAUCUGGAAUCCGGGCUCCGUCCGCCUGUGGCUGAGGAUGACGCCAUGGCUGCCCUGAGGUGGCCCAGGCCCUCCCAGCAGCCCGGUGACCUGCAGGGAGCUCCCCACGUGGCCUGGUCCGACCACACUGAGCAGCUAGGCGCCCGGGGGAAGGUCCACAGCCACCCGGUGUGGUCGGAAGGCGAGGAGGCCAAGGAUGGGGACAGCUCGGUGUCAUCAGGCCGCCUCUCUGGCUCCUCUGGGGGCCACGAGUCCUGCACAUCUCCCCCCGGGCCCUGGAAGGAGAGGCCCCCCCAGGUGCUGGGGCCCCGGCGGCAGCCCAGAGAGAGCAACCCGCGGCUGGAGCAGCUGCGGGACAAGAUCCGGGCCCAGGCCCAGUGGCAGGCCAGCUGCGCCUCCCUGGGCACCUCCGCACCGUCCAGCGCCUCGCGCCUCUACAGAGCCUCCAAGUCAGAGCCCCGGAGGAAGGCCAGGAAGCCGAUGAACCCCCCUCCAGCCCCGUGGGAGGCACUCAGGCCUGGGGCCUCCGUCAAAGGCUUAGGCGCCCUGAGUGUGGCUCCAUGUGGAGUGGAAGACAAGGCAAUCCCCGGCCAGGGGUGCGAGCCGUCCGGGGUGCCCCGGCGCCAGGCCUCAGUUCCACGGGAGAAAGCCAGAAGGAUGCAAAGUAGUCCUUGCAAAAGGGAGAAGGCCCCCAGAUCACCCAUCCCCAGAAGAGCCGCCAAAGACAAAGAUUCUGAGUUGGUUGGUGUUUACGCCUGGAGGAAAGGACCAGCCCUGGUGAGGGCCCUGCUUGGGCCCCGUCCCGCCCUCCCCGGGCUCCAGAGCAAGGCUCCCUCAAGAGACCAGGCCCCUACCGCGGAAUUAGGAGAUAGCAAGAGAGUUGGAGCUGCCGAGAGCUCCCCUGUCUGCCCCCGGAUGCCCAGUCCAGCCUCCUUCCGAGGUGACCUGCAGCUCUCUGCCAACGCACCCAACCUGGCUUCCUGCGACCAGCCCAUGACCAUCCAAAACGCUAUGGCCGUCCUUAGAGACCUCCGCCAGCAAAUCCAGGCCGGGCUGGAGCUGGCCCGGCACCGCCACUCCAGGGGAGGGCCAGAGCUGGGGCGGUCAAAGCUGUGGCUGCAGGACCCGGCGGGGAGGAGGCAGUGGGGCCCCUGGAGCACCCCAGACGUGCGGGGCUCCUUCUCCAAGAGUCCUCAAGCAGGGAUGGAGGGGAGGCGCUCCUCCUUAGAGAGGCCUGGCAGCUUCCCCACUGGGCAUCGCUGGAGCACCCUGGCUGGGUGGGAGUCCUAUCCCCAGCGGACCAGAGCGGCCCCAGGACGGAACCCCUCCUUCCAGAGGCCCGGGAGCCCCCCUGAGAGGCUGACCUCCCUGCCGCAGCGGCCCUGGAGCGCCUCGGCCGGGCAGGCCUCCAGGCCCCCGCGGACCUGGGCCACUCAUGAAGACUGGGAGAGCCCCGCCCGAAGACCCUGGAGCCCUUCUGGCCAGCGGUCCCAGAGCGCCUCCUUCACGCAGGGCGCUAGCACCCCGUGCAAGGACAGAGGCUCCCUCCUGCCGCCCUCCGGAGUGGAGCACGGCUGGCUGAGGCCCGCCAGGGGUGCCCCGGGGAAGGAGGAUGAGGAGUGGGUGCCACCACCCUGCCCGAAGCCCCGGGGGGCCCUGGGCCACCGCUACAGCACCGAGGCGCUGCGGGAGUUCAUGCGCCAGAAGACGUUGGCACGGCGGCGGCAGGCCCUGGAGGAGAAGGCCUCGGCCGUGCGGGCGCUCGAGCUGAAGAACCAGAGGCUGCAGGAAGUCUACAGGAAGCAGCGGGAGGCCGUCCUCGGCAAAGCCGUCCCUGUGGUCUCCCAGACGAACCCCGGCAUUGUGACCUUUUUCCCGCAUUGUGCGCCAUCCAGGGGCCUGGAAGCUCCUGGGAGCCUGGGGUCGCCUGUGUUGGAGUGGAGCAAGGUGACCUCCGGCAUGGUGCUGGGGGACCAGGAGGCCCCGGGCAGCUUCUGCCUGUGUUUGAACAGAGCCUUGAAUCGCACUGAGACUCUAGAGGUGGACGGCCCCCAGGACGUCUGGGAUGGUGCCCCCAUGCGGAAGCUCCAGGACCUGACCAGCCGGCCCCCGCGCCCAGGCGUGUGCAUCUACCUGGACCCCGAGGAGAGCGAGCACCUGGGCACACCGGGGCCCCUGCACUUCCGCCACAAGGAGGCCCGGCUACAGGCGCUGGAGACCAUGGCCAACGUCCUGAAGCAACGGAUUGACAUCCUCACAGCCAAGCUGCACAGGUCGGAGGCACCGGACACUCUCGGGGACCCGGUCUCAGACCUGUCGCUCUCACGCCCCAGCACCGUGCCCACAGCCCCGGUCUGCUCUGGAGGCCUGGUGCCCAACAGGAGCAGAGGGGCCCCCUGGGACUGGGCAGACUUGCCGGCCAGGACACUGGUCCCUCCUACCUGCUUCCUGGAUGGCGGGACUCUGCCGUGGAGCCCCGACUGGGAGCGGCGACAGAGCGUCAGCCCAAGAGGCCACUACGACAGCAAGCCCCGAGGUUUCAUUGAGGACGGGCGUUUGGAGCUGGAUAACAGGCUGGCAAGAAACACGGCUUCCUUCCAGGCCCUCGGCCCCUUCAUCGGGCGCUCAGUCGGGGUGCCGGCCAUGUUGGACCCCACCUGCGGCUCCCUGCAGCUGGAGGAGAUGCCGUCGGCCAGAGGGGCGGCGGGCUUGGUCACGCCCUGGACCGCGCGAGGCUGCGGUCAGCGCUCCAGGCACCUUGCCAACGUCCCCUGGAAGUCCCCAAGCUUUCUCAAGUCCCUGCAGCUGAACCAGGAGAAACAGGAACGGGUGCUGACCCUUCUGCGGCAGCAGGCAGAGCUGGAGGUCUGGGAGACGCAGAAGGCCCUGGACCAGCUGCUCUUCAAACACCAACUGGAGGUCAGCCGGCCCAUCCUGAGGGCCCGAGGGCUCUUCCCAGCAUCUUAUGGAGAAACCCUCCACCCAGGCCGGGCCAGAACCGGCUUCGGCUUCGGCUUCAGCUUCGGAGCGGCCACGGGUGUGUGGAGUCCUGGAGCCGACAACCUCUCUGGACACCGCGACCGCCAGACCCAGGUGGGGCCAUCACAGCCAGCCCUGGGCAGAGACGCUGCCACACCCUCCCAGGGUGCCCAGGAAGGACAGCAGAGUCAGGAGGACAAGUCAGCUUCUGCAGAGCCCCCGCAGGAAGUGGGACCAGACCAAGCUCCCUCCCAGCUGCCCCUGGCCAGGCUCUACCCUCGGGUCCACCCCACCCGCCAGAUGCUGGAGCUGAGCCUGCGGGAGGAGGAGCUGCGCGCGCAGCACCAGACUGCGCUGCUGCGCCUGCGCGAGAAAGCGCUGGAGGAGAAGAUGUGCGCCGAGCUGGCCUGGUUGGAGCAGCAGCGAGCGUGUCUGGGCAGCAAGGGGAGCCCCACGGUGCCGGCAGCCUUGGUGGAGAGGCAGCUGCAGGCCCUCAGCAGCCUUGAGCAGGAGCAGAGAGAAAUCCGAUGCCUGCGGAACACUCACCUGUUCUCCCACAAGGAGAGGAAGCUGCUCCUACAGCAUCAGAGGGACAUCCUCUGCCUGCAGACGGCCCUGGCGCACCUGCAGCAGGAGCUCGAGGCCCGAACCAGGCCGCCUCAGAGGUCUGGCCCCGAAGUCAAGCCUGCUCAGACGGAGGGGCCGGCACAGGGCUCCUCGUGCCCCUCGACACCACCUGGGCCUGGCAGCCCCACCAGCCCCAACCUCUGGAGAAGCCCUGAGAGCCCAGGCGCCCAACAGCAGGAGGACGGGACCCCGCCCCAGGCCACUUCAGCCACAGAUAGUCCCCAGCUGCUUCCAAGGCGGGUGUGUGGAGAGGACACGCCUGUGGCCCGCAGCUGGCCUGACGCUGGGGGCCGGCUGGCGGAGAGCCAGAGCCCCGUGAGCCAAGGAGACCCCCAGCCCAACCCCCAGCCCUUGUCCUCGGAGGAGAAGACCCGGCCUCUGAUGGAAAGCCGUGCACAGAAACUCCAGGACCGGCACUCCCUGGGCAGAGGGGGUCCCUGCAGCCCCCCGGAAGCCAGCGUGGCUGAAGGCAGCAUGAGCCCAGCAGGGUCGGAAUUGGGGCUGGAUUUUGCCAACAGCCCCAGGGAAGAGGUCCAGCAGAUGGAAAGCUGGCCGUCAGGGGAACAGAGGUCUCCCGCGCCACCCAGCCCACGUGCGGGCAGCCCCCUGGAGCUGGGCCCCGAGUCUGAGUCUGAGUCCGCUCCCCGGAGCUGCUUGGGGUCCCGUGCCUCCUCCUCUGUGAGCGGGCCAUCCUGCCGCUCUCUUCAGGGGUUUCAGAAGGUGUCUGCCACUCUGGUACAGCUUUCCCUGUCAGACUGGGAAGCUGGGGACCCUCCCGACUCCCCCGACGCAGACCCUGGCUGGUCUGGGGAGUUCUCUCCUCAGGACUCCUGGGGGCUCCACCACGGCGGGGGGCAGGUGGCCCGGGAGAGGGUGGAGGGCAGCGGGGCCGGUCCCCGGCGCGGCUCCCCCGUGGACGCAGGAGGCCCAGAGCCAGGCGGAGGCCCCCAGCAGGCAGGCUGGCUGCUGCCUCUCCCGGAUGCCCCCUCUUCGAGGUCAGGGUCAGAGCUGUCAGAGGCGUCCAGCGAGCUCUGGGACGAGGAGAACCUGCUGGAGCCAGGCACUGGUGCUGAGCCAGCCUCGGGGCGCUCCUCCCCUGCGGGAGGCUCAUCCCACCUGGAAAGUGGCGGGGCGCCCUGCUCUGCACCUCCUUCCUUGGGCCUUGGGGAGGGGCAGGAAGCUUCUGGAACCAGUGGGAGCCUGAUCAGUGGAUUAAAUACAGGAAGAGCCAAACAGGUGUCACGGGAGGCUGCCUGCAUGGCACUCCCAUCCAAAUCUUCCUCCAGUGACUUAGACCUGCCCCUUUCCUCUCCCUCGGGGUCCUUGGCAUCCGAAGCGGUGGAUUUUGGUGGAGGAGGAGACACUGGGCCUCUGCAGGCCUCAGAUGGCUGCCCACAGGGGCCCGGGGACGCUGACCUGAGACUAUCCAAUGACGGGAAACCCCAACAGGCCUGGUCUGAGCCUGAAGUCCCCGUGAACCUGCGGGCUCCUCCUAGGGACGCUGGCGAUCUGGUAGCCCGGACGCCCGAGGGCUGGGCGCCUGGGUGUAGGGGGAGGGGAGACUCCCUGGAAGCCUGCUCCACCCUGGCCAAUGGGGUCUUGCCUGAGAUCCUGUCCCCCGUGGACGACGUGCUGUCCUACGGCAGUGCCGACCUUCCAUCCUCCACCCACAGGGACGCCAGCCUCCCUCCUCUGCCUCCUACCCUCCCAGCAGAGAGGGAGGCCAACGCCACCAGCCUCCACUCAGAAGACUUCCCUCCCCCACCUGAAGAUGCCCUGUCUCCUGGGGGCUCGCUGGGCUCCCCCGGGGAGGACGCCUCCAUCAAAACUGGGGAGUUGCCCUCCUUGUCUGAGGAGGGCCUGCCUGAGCCGCUGUCCCCGGGGCCCCAGGAAUCAGGGCUCUGCCUGGAGGUGGGCAGACAGGGUGGAAGCCUUAGGGACAAAUUGGGUGAAUCGUGUUGUGAUGGGGGAGCCCAGGCUGUGGGCAGCCAGUGGUCUGAGCCAGCUCGCUGGCUAGGGUCCCCCUUGUGUGGGGGGGCAGGUGAUGCCGUGGCGGGGCUCCCAAGGCUGCCAGUGCAGCCCCCAAGCCCAUCCAGAGUGGCCUCCGAGGCCGGGGAGGGUCUGCCAGUGUUGUUGGCGGCUGGAGGUACGGGGCCGUCUGGCACCGGGCAGGGCGACCCGGCUCCUGCUUUGGGCGCAGGCCGCUGGGUGGACGCACCCGGCAUGGAGAGAGCUGAGGUGGUGGAUUUGGUCUCCAGCCAGCUCACCAGAAGGAUCCUGUGCGACUCGCUGGCUGUGCUCUCGGAGAUGGCCCAGCCGGUGGCCCGCUAA